AUGCCGCAGCUGGAUAUUGUAUAUAUCUUCACAAACUACAUCUGAACCUGAACUAUUCUAUUAUCAUUAGUAUGAAAAAUCCAAACCGCUCUCCUCAAUAAAGACUUUGAAGAAGCCGUCUCCCUAGACGACCUCAAAACAGAAUUAAUCUGAAUCUUACCAUGAACAUAA
This is a messenger RNA of Python bivittatus (Burmese python), 171 nucleotides long. The record is from the annotation of a RefSeq genome assembly. NCBI's taxonomy places the organism in Eukaryota, Metazoa, Chordata, Lepidosauria, Squamata, Pythonidae.